Messenger RNA from Penicillium olsonii, 4491 nucleotides. The record is from the annotation of a GenBank genome assembly. NCBI's taxonomy places the organism in Eukaryota, Fungi, Ascomycota, Eurotiomycetes, Eurotiales, Aspergillaceae.
AUGCCUUUGCGCUCUCGCCAAGGUCCUCCCGAGGUAGUGGAAGACUCGGGACUUCGCAGUUUAUCUUUCAACCAGCCACUAUCAUGGCGCGUGGGGCGCUCGGCCAUCCCCAUCGCAGAUCUCCUCGAGCGUCUGCGGUCCCUCGCGCAGGAGCUUCGCAAACUCGAUCAGGAGGAAAUUGAUAAGGAAUCGCUCCGGAAAGUGUCUCAGGAGCUGGCCAGCGGGAAUCUACUCGCCCACAAGGACAAGGGAGUCAGAGCGUGGGCCACGUGCUGUAUCGUCGAUGUUCUGCGACUGUGCGCCCCCGACGCGCCGUUCACGCGUAAUCAACUGAAGGAUAUCUUUACUUGUAUCGUGUCCUCCAUCAUCCCCGCGCUGGCAGAUCCGUCCAACGCCUACAAUGCUCAACAUAUCUACGUCCUGGGAUCUCUCGCUGAGGUGAAGAGUGUUGUUCUGAUGGUCGACCUCGACCAUCCCGAUUCUCUCAUUGUCCCGUUGUUCGCAGGCUGUUUCGAUAUUGUCUCCGGCUCAUCAAAAGCCUCCACCGGCGAGGAGGUUGCCAAGAAUGUCGAGUUCGAUAUGACCCGAGUGCUCGUGACGGUAAUUGACGAAUCGCUCGUUCUCGCCCCCGAAGUUGUGGAUAUCAUUGUCGCUCAAUUCCUGCGCGUAGACCCACGGGUCCUGGACAAGAAAGGAAAGCGCCCAGAUGCGCCAGUGGAUGCUAAGCAGGAUACGCUUUUGCUGAAGGACUAUCCCGCCGCUUACAACAUGGCCAAGGCAAUCUGCCAGGCUUGUCCCGAACGAAUGACUAGUCAUAUCAGUCAAUACUUCAACAAUGUGAUCAUCGACGCGUCUGUCCUUGCCGGUCAGGCAAAUGGCUCCAAGCACGGUGCGCGCAAACCCAACCUCGACGACUCGGAUGAGGAGGGAGAAGACAUCAAAGAAUUGAGCAAGGCGCAUCGUCUGAUCAGAGAGUUGUGGCGUGCUUGUCCUGAAGUGCUACAGAAUGUGAUCCCCCAAAUCGAAGCGGAACUGUCUGCGGAGUCAGUGGCCCUUCGAUUGCUGGCUACACAGACCAUCGGAGAUCUUGCUGCCGGCAUUGGGGUUGCGGGACCCCCUCCCCCACCUCCCAUGGACCCGACAACCUAUCCGCCGGUAUCUCUGGUGGAUUAUGAUAAAACGAUCCCUCAGCCUAAUGUCCUAGUAACCCCCGUCUCUCCCAAACCUUUCUCCCAGGUCCACAACUCUGCCUACGAAGCCUUCCUGAGCCGUCGUCUUGACAAGACUCCAUCCGUGCGCGCUGCCUGGGUCACGGUUGUUGGGCGAAUUCUUCUGACGUCGGCCGGAGGAUCUGGUCUCCACGAAAGUGAGGAGCACAGCCUUGUUCGAAACCUUGCGUCGAUGCUUCGUGAUGUUGAUGAAAAGGUUCGUGUGGCUGCGGUUGACACCGUCGGCCAGUUCGGUUAUUCACAAAUUGUGAACAGACUCAGUGUUGACGGGGGCUGUUCAUCGGAGGACUCGGUUCUGGCAAUUCUCGCCGAGCGAGUGAAGGACCGCAAGCCACAUGUGCGGGAGCACGCCAUGAAGAUCUUGGCUCGCAUGUGGGCAGUGGCAGCCGGUGAUAUCGAGCAAAAUACCGAGCCGGUUGCGACACUCCUCAAGGACGCACCUUCCAAGAUCUUUGAUGCGUUCUACACCAAUGAUCAAGAGAUUCACGUUUUAAUUGAUAGAGUGAUGUUUGAAACGCUUUUGCCACUUGCAUACCCCCCUGUCAAAUCCAAGCUCUCUCGAGGAAACUCGAAUCAAUCACAGAAACAGAAGGAAAAGGACAGUCAGGCCACAGAACCGGAGCAAGAGACAGAUGUUGACAAGAUCCGUGUUCGUCGAAUUUUGACUUUACUCCGAGGCCUAGAUGAGAAGGCCAGGCGAGUCUUCUUUGUUCUGCUGGCUCGCCAAAUGUCUAUGAGAUCGGCCGCGACUAUCUAUCUCGAGGCUUGUGAGAAGUAUAACGGUGGGGUUAUCAACAAAGAUGGGGACGCUAUCAAGAACCAGCUGUCCAAGAUCGUUGAUUCAUUAUCCAAAACAUUCCCAGAUGCCUCACGGGCAUCAGCUGACUUGUGGAAGUUCGCCAAGGUCCACGACAGGCGCAGUUAUCAACUUCUUCGCUUUACCAUGGCUGCUGUGAGCGAUUAUCGCACUGUUGUGAAGGCCACAAAGGAGUUGCAGAGGCGGGUACAAUCCGCUAACAACUCCCCUAUUCUCGAGACCAUCACACCACUCAUUUACCGCUGUGGAUCUCUCGUUUUUAACCGCAGCCACAUUCCCGCCAUUAUGAGCCUUUCCCGGACAGAUGAGAACGGAUUAGCCAACUCCGCCCAGGAGAUGUUGAAGCAAAUCUCAUCGCAAAACCCUGAGGUCCUCGAGGCACAGGUCCAGGAGAUGUGCAAGGAUCUCGAGGCUCAGGCUCCCAAGGCCUCGUCCGCUGCUGGUGAAGGGAGUGCUGAGGAUAUCCUCAAGGCUUGUUCUGGCUUUGCGAAGAAGCUUCCUGCUAAAUUGCCUAAGGAACGAAAGUUCUUGCAGGCUCUUACGAAUCAUGCUUUGUACAGCUCAUCUCCACAUGCUGCCAAGCAUGCCGUCUCCAUUCUCAUGGCCACUGCUGACCGCAGGGGAAUGUACGCCAAGGACUUGGUGGAAAAGUGUGUGAAGAAGUGGACAUAUGGAUCUGACCACUUCCUUACACGGCUUGCUGCCUUGUCGCAGCUCAAUCUUCUAGCGCCAAAUGAGGCGGACGAAGAAAGUGAUGCUAUCAUUUCCAUCGCCGUCAACCAGAUCCUCCUUACCAAUCGCACACCCGAGCCGGAUUCCGAUUACACCUGGUCGGAGACAGCGGAUGACGAGACAAAUGCCAAAGAAUGGGCACUUAAAAUCAUUGUGAACCGCCUCCGGGCCAAAGAUGGAGCAGACAACGAAGAGGACUUCCGUGCUCUUGCCAAACCCGUCUAUGAAACUUUGAACAAGCUGGUCGUGGGCGAAGGCGAGAUGUCCAAGACGAAAGAUACCCCUGCUGGUCAGAAAUCGCGUCUUCGCUUGCUUGCUGCCAAGUCGCUACUCAAGCUGUGUGCUGGAAACACCGUCUGUGACAGUCUCUUGACGCCCGCUGAUUUCAACGCGAUCGCUCUUGUUGCCCAAGACCCACUAUUGCAGGUGCGCAGUGGAUUUAUCAGCCAUCUCAAGAAGAAGCUUGUGCAGAAGUCACACCUCAGCCACCGGUGGUACAUCGUCCCAUGUUUGCUGGCUUUCGAGCCCGUUCACAGCUUGAAGGAAAGCACCUUGACAUGGCUGCGAUCACGAGCAGCGUACUUCGCGCAGCAGGCACAGGCUAGUGGGAAGCGUACCGAACAGACCAUGGUCAUGGAAUUAAUAUUCUCGCGUCUAUUGUCUCUUCUUGCCUACCACCCCGAUUAUCCAUCCGAGGACCUGGACGAGUCCACGAAACUGGGCGAUUUGACGGACUUUUCGCAAUACAUCCUCUUCUAUCUCUCGGCAGUUGCCAACGAGCACAACAUGUCACUGGUCUUCCACGUUGGGCAACGUGUCAAACAGUUCCGUGACGGAAUCACCCAGUCCGACGAGAUUUCCACUCGUCUUCACACAUUGUCAGACCUGGCACAAGCGACAGUCCGCCGCUUUGCAGACAUCUACUCCCAGCAACACAAGUUCGGUGGGGGUGCUGCUGGCGCCACCAACAUUCUGCAAACCUAUCCAGGGAAGAUGGGAGUCCCAAGCUCCCUUUUCAGCCCCAUGAGCAGCCACCGCGAAGCCCAGGAUGUUGCUGACAAGAACUUCCUCCCUGAGGAAAUGGAUGAUCUUCUGGACCGAGUUGUGCGAAAUGCCAUGAAGCCCAAAAACACUUCCGCGCACAGUUCGCAAGGUGGCACUACGAAAAAGCGCAAGCCGUCUCUUGAUGCCAAUGGCAAGCCCUCUGCGACGAAGAAGGCCCGCAAGGAGAAGCCUGCUCGUACACCACGCAAGUCCACCUCAUCGGUCGGUGCGAAGCCCAAGCGGAAGUCCAAGAAUGACGACGGCUGGUCCUCUGACGAAGCUCCUCAAGAUGCCACACCGGCUUCUGCUCGCAGGCGCAGCAUGAGAGGUACCGCGAUGGCAGAAGUCAGCUAUAUCGAUAACGACAGCGACGAUGCCGACGAGGAGAUGGUGGAGUGGGACAAGGGCGAGGUUUCCGGUCAUGCGGAGGGCGAAGAGGCCGAGGACGAAGACGAAGACGAAGACGAAGACGAUGCCGAGAGUGAGAACGAGAUGCAGGACGACGAUAAGGAGAACGGUGGUGAGCCUGAGGUCAGCGAGGCCAGUGAAAAGGAACUUACUCCACCUCCCAAGGCGCGUGGGAAGGUGCAGAGCGCGAAGAAGGAUGCGAAGAAGUCCGACUCGAAACAAACUACUCUUCCCUCCCGGCGGAGUUCGCGCCGUGGCUGA